AUGCCUUUCACGACGGUCAAUGGGCACACUCUGCACUACACAGACCUGCCGCCCACAGAUGAUGCGUCCGCCAAGCUCGCCAUCAUCUUUGUACACGGUCUCGGGUCCUCACAGAACUACUACUACCCUGUUCUUCCCGCGUUGACGGGCAAAGGCUUUCGCUGCGUGGUUUUCGACAAUUACCUCGCGGGCCGGAGCUUCAAGGAGGACGAGUGGAAGAAGGAUCCAGACACGAGCGUGGCCGGCAUUGGGAAGGAUAUCGUUGCCCUGCUGGAUCAGUUGGAGAUUCAGAAGGCUGUGGUGGUGGGGUAUAGCAUGGGCGGAAUGCUCCCUACCCACCUUGCAGCCACCAACCCGGAGAGAGUGGUGGCUGGCAUCUGCAUUGGGCCGGUGCAUCCCUCUGAGCAAGUGGCAGAGGUAUUCAAGCAGCGGGUUCCCGUGGUUCAAGAUGGUGGUAUUGAGACCAUGGCAAACACGAUCCCCUACCGCGCCACCGGCUCGCUCGCCACGCCACUGCACAAGGCCUUCGUCCGGGAGAUGCUUCUCGCGCAGGACCCACGGGGAUACAUUGCCAACUGCAAGGCGAUUGAGAAGGCGACGCCACCGGAGUACGCCAAAGUGAAGUGCCCGAUUCUCAUUGUGGCGGGUGAGGAGGACAAGUCUGCGCCGCUGGAGGGAUGUAAGCUUAUUCUCGGCGAGCUGGCGACGGGAAAGAAGCAGCUGGAGGUGCUGAAGGGGGUUGGUCAUUGGCAUUGUGUUGAAGCGAGUGAGCAAGUGGCGGAGCUGGUGGGAGACUUCUGCACCGGCUUGGUGUAG
Molecule: messenger RNA, 816 nt
Organism: Cyphellophora europaea CBS 101466
Lineage: Eukaryota; Fungi; Ascomycota; Eurotiomycetes; Chaetothyriales; Cyphellophoraceae
Exons: 3
Coding region: 1-816 (271 amino acids)
Source: RefSeq, a predicted model, not a curated record